Messenger RNA from Penicillium brevicompactum, 1257 nucleotides. Its product is annotated as protein-degrading AAA family ATPase MSP1. Gene Ontology annotation, molecular function: ATP binding; ATP hydrolysis activity. Lineage: Eukaryota; Fungi; Ascomycota; Eurotiomycetes; Eurotiales; Aspergillaceae. Gene Ontology annotation, cellular component: mitochondrial outer membrane. The transcript is spliced from 2 exons. The record is from RefSeq and is a predicted model, not a curated record. The coding region runs from base 1 to 1257 and encodes 418 amino acids.
AUGGCUUCAGCUGGGGGCCGGAGAUGGCAGCAGUUCUUCCAAGAGAUGAUGAUGGUCGCAGGCACCUCUGCCUCUGCAUACUUCCUGAUCCGCUACCUCAUAUCCCGUCUUGACUUCGACCCAGAGAGCCAGAAGAAAGAGGAACAACGCCAAAAGUCGGCGGCCAUUUUGCGCCGAUUGGAGGGCACAAAUGACGAAACUGAUGGCACCCGGUCAAAGGAUGGCAAGAAGGGGAAGGGGCAACGAAAGAGAGAGCUCACUCUGAACCAAUAUGAGCAAGCAAUCGCAAUGGAUGUCGUUGCGCCGGAAGACAUCUCAGUCUCGUUUGAGGAUAUCGGAGGCCUGGACGAUAUCAUUGAAGAGCUAAAGGAAUCGGUUAUCUAUCCGUUGACAAUGCCUCACCUCUACGCCUCUACUUCAUCUCUCCUGUCCGCGCCUUCGGGUGUACUCCUAUACGGCCCGCCUGGCUGCGGAAAGACCAUGCUCGCGAAAGCCCUAGCGUCCGAGAGUGGCGCGUGCUUCAUCAACCUGCAUAUCUCCACAUUGACAGAAAAGUGGUAUGGUGACUCAAAUAAGCUGGUCAAUGCAGUGUUUUCGCUAGCGCGCAAGUUGCAACCAGCCAUUGUCUUCAUUGAUGAGAUAGACGCUGUUCUCGGGACUCGGAGAAGCGGCGAACAUGAAGCCAGUGGCAUGGUGAAAGCAGAGUUUAUGACACACUGGGAUGGCCUUACCUCGGCAAACUCUACUGGAGAGCCGCAACGGAUUGUUGUUCUGGGGGCGACCAACCGCAUCCAAGACAUCGAUGAGGCCAUUCUCCGCAGAAUGCCCAAGAAAUUCCCGGUAACACUACCUCCAAUCGCCCAACGACUCCGGAUUCUCAGUAUCAUUCUGAAGGAUACCAAGGUUGACCGGGAGAACUUCGACCUACACUACCUUGUCAAGACUAUGGCCGGAAUGUCCGGUAGUGACAUCAAGGAAGCAUGCCGCGAUGCCGCAAUGGUUCCAGUACGUGAGCUUAUUCGCACGCAAAAGGCCAACGGCAUGGAUAUGGAUGCCAUGAACCCUCAAGAAGUCCGAGGGCUGCGCACCGAAGACUUCUUCUCUCGCGCCGGUGGUGUCAAAGUGAUUCAUCCCGAUACGCUACCUACUCCUACGGGCAAGGUCAAUGAAAAGGAAGAAGGUGAAUGGAGCACCGAGUCCGAAGCAACCUCUGAAGUUGAUCCCCGACCCUCUGUGAUGGCUGAGCCCCCAGAGUAA